GGUUUCCGCCCCUCCAGGCGGCCGGGGGUCCCCGCGGCCCCAGCAGCGCGGGCUCGGGAGGCGGCGCGGGGCGCUGAGGCCAGGCCCCCCCCUCCGCUUGGCGCGUCCUCUCGCCCGGAGGCGGGGAAGGCGGACGCGACCGCGGCCUCGACGUCGGCGACCGCGCCGCCCGCGAAGGGAAGCGCCUUAUAAGCCGCCGCUCGGCCGGCCCCGCGGCUCGUCGCCGCGCCAUCCCGGAGAGCGCGCGGAGGCCGGGCCGACCCCGGACAGACCCCGCCCGACUCCGGACAGACCCCGGCGCCGGGCAGGCCCCCGACCAGCGCCGGCUCCGGACAGAUCCUGGAUCUGUCCGACUCUGGACAGACCUCGGACGGACCCCGGCCCCGGACAGACACCCCGGCUCCAGACGGACUCCCCGCGGACCCAGGCCCGGGCGGGCGCGCCCCCUGCCGGCCGGGGCAUGCUCGGCCCGCGGCAUGGCCUCGGCGGUGUUUGAGGGCACGUCGCUCGUGAACAUGUUCGUGCGGGGCUGCUGGGUGAACGGCAUCCGCCGGCUCAUCGUCAGCCGGCGCGGCGACGAGGAGGAGUUCUUCGAGAUCCGCACCGAGUGGUCGGACCGCAGCGUGCUCUACCUGCACCGCAGCCUGGCCGACCUGGGCCGCCUGUGGCAGCGCCUCCGCGACGCCUUCCCCGAGGACCGGCCCGAGCUGGCGCUCGCGCCGCUGCGCGAAGGGCUGGUCGCCAUAAAGGAUGCCCACGACAUCGAGACCAGGCUUAACGAAGUGGAGAAGCUGCUCAAGGCCGUCAUCAGCAUGCCACGCAAGUAUUCCAGGUCAGAAGUUGUGCUCACCUUCUUUGAAAGAUCUCCCCUGGAUCAGGUGUUAAAAAAUGACAACGUCCAUAAAAUUCAACCCAGCUUUCAAAGUCCGGUGAAAAUAUCAGAAAUCAUGAGGUCCAAUGGAUUUUGCUUAGCAAAUACGGAAACAAUCGUUAUUGACCACAGUAUACCAAACGGAAAAGACCAGCACGCAGCUGUGGACCCCUCGGAGCACCUGUGGCUUCUGUGUGGCUCACGGGCCUGCCCUGAGCAGGGAGGAUGCGUCAGCUUAGAGGAGGCGGGCAGCUGAAGACCCCCUGCCCUCCGUUCUUCCUUCCUCGGGCGACAGAACUUGGACCACGAUGGGGGCUCUAGGAAAGCCACCUCGGGCGCUGCCAGCCGUCUCGGGAUUAUCGGGCAGGACCAGGCUCUGGUGACGGUCCAGGCCACGCCCGGGGCUCUCCCUGCUGUGCGAGCUCAGGGGGUUCGUUCCCGUCUCCUGGCUCCUCUUCACCCCGGGUGGGACCGCCGUGCUCUCGCAGGGUCUCCUGAAGGCUCAGGUGAUGCGCGUGGACGCCUGACUCUGGGACCCCCAGGCAGCUCUGGAAGCGCAGGGUCCCCCACAGGCACUUGACCGGCACAAGCCUGGAACCAGGGGGCCUCUCAGAGUCCGGGGGUCCCUCCGCACCCCGUCAGCCCCACGUGAAAGCGGACCAGGACCGACCCAACUGCCGCCAUGCCUCGCGCUCAGCUGGGACCACGCACGUCGUACGCACCGUGUGUGCAGACAGCUCCCAGCCCGAGGGUCCCCCAAGCCAACCCGGAGCUGGCAUCGUGGGUCCGAGGGUCUGCCGACGUGGAUUACACGGUGACGGAAGGAGGUCCUGCUUCAUGGGAGGAGCUUCUGGCCGGGCCUGUCCUGGUGGAGUGGUUGGUGGACCACCAGGGGCUGCAGGGUCCUGGCUCUGGCUCUGCAUCCCAGGGACCCUUUCUGUCUCUGAGAGGCCCCGAGAGGCCCUCUGCCCCUGGCAUGAGGCCAGCUCUGAGAAGGAAGUUCAACCGUGAAUCGUUUUGGAGGAGAAACGUGGAGAGAAAGCAAGGGCUGUAAUGUCACUUUUGCAGCCAGCCCGGGGCUCUGCGUGGCCAGGGCGACCCAUAUCCUCAAUCUGCAGCGCUGGGUUGGUGGGAGAGAAAGACCGCGCGGAAACCUCUGCGAUCCCAGGAUAGCUUGACGAGGAGAUGUCGGCCUCUGAGCGGCCCGGGAGCGUCUCCAGGGAACUUGGGCUUGCCGGGCGUCACUCCAGGUGCCUGACCUCGGGCAGCCCUGCGGUGAUGGUCUGCUGCCGUCUGUCUCUCAGGAGCGUCUGUCUGAACACUCCAGGGGCAGGAGGUCACAGAGAGAAGCCUCUCCUGGCCACAGCUGUCCUCAGUGGUCCUCGACAGCGACUGUGUGGCCCCAAGGCUGUGGAUCAACGCUGCCGGGCCCGCUGUUAGGACCUGUCGGUCCCCACACUGUCCCUGGGGGAGAGCAGCUACAGUACUCAGACCAGAGACCCCCCUGCACUCAGGGACCAAGUGUGUGUGCCUGGUGGGGACGUGUGUGAGAGCGGGACGGCUGGGCCUCUGCCUUGUGAUCACCCUGGUUGGCUGGAGGGGUUGCCAGGCUCCGGGAGAUUCUGCCCAGGCCUGGGGCGAGCCCCGACCCUGUCCUCACUGGUUAGAAGCAGGGGGAUUUGCCAGGCCUGCUGAGGACCACGGGGGCUGAUGGGGACCCUAGACUCUGCCAAGCAUCCCAGGUCCCCUUCCUUCCCCAGUUCUCAGGGCAUCUGAGGGCAGGAAGGGUAGCAGGGGCAGGAAGCUGCUGGGCAGGGCUGUGUCGUGGCCGCCACCGGGCCCGUCCCUGUCCCUCACCUGCCCGGAGCCUUUCCCUGCACCUAACGGCCCCCUCUUGGCCUCACUGCCUGCACGGACGCAGGGCUCCACGCAUCUCCACACACGCCCGUCAGCAUGGACUUAGAGGGAAACCCACCUCCAUGCCUUUCCUGUCUGAUUUCGAAGCUGCUGUCGCCGCCUCCUCCGCUUCUCCCUUGAAACUUAGAGGCAGCAGGCUUCCCUGGGACCCCGUCCACCCCACGUGCCCCGGAUGCUGGGGGCGGGGGGCACCUCUCCGCCCUCCCCCUCCCCCAUCCCGGCUGGCUCCCCAGCCAGUGUAGCCAGGCCGGCGGCUAUGUGGUUUGGGCGCCUCGUGCCCUGCCCGUCGCUGCCCGGCUUCCCGCUGUAGUUGAACUCCUGUGAGGUCUCAGGGCAGGGGCAGUGUGGACAGUGUGCUCGGUGGCCCCAGGCCCUCUCUGCUGCCCUGGGCAGGGCCUGCAUCCGCCCCCUCUGCCACUCCCCUCUGUUUGGACUGGUUCUUAGCUGGGGACAGUGGAAGAGCUACAGGCAGCAUCUGUUUCCCCUCCUGGGGAGAAGGUCCUCCGUGCACUGUUUUCUCUGUGAGGCAACUUUUAAAAUUUGUAGUCCUUUUUCUCCAGCUUAAGCAAGUGUGCUUAAGCCGAGGCUGGGUUAGGCAGGGCGUGGAAAUGGUUUCCAUUCCUGGGGAAUCCAUGUUGAGAAGGUAUUUAGGUCACCUCACACUUGGGGCGCAAAUCCUUCCUUGAGCUCUUCCCGUGCGCGCCACGUAACGCCCCACAUUGAAUGCAGGACCCAAAUGAAGGCCCCCUCCCUCCACUAACCUCCUCUGCCCUCACCCAGCUCCUCCCUGGACGACUCCUGCCUCCUUGGUUGUGUGUGCAUGUGGCCCAGGAAGCAGUCAGGCUGGGAGCUGGGACCACACGGCCUUCUUCACCCGUCUUUGCCAUGGUCCACAGGCCCAGCACGUGGCAGGUUCCUGUGCCUGGUCCGCUCUGUGUCCCCAGGGCCUGACCCAGAAUAAUCCCCAGAUGGAGAGAGAAAUACUCACUGUGUGAGUGGAUGGAUGGAUGGAUGGAUGGAUGGAUGGAUGGAUGGAUGGAUGGGUGGAUGGAUAAAUGGAUGGAUGGAUGGAUAAAUGGAUGGAUGGAUGGA
Eubalaena glacialis (North Atlantic right whale) is the source of this 3880-nucleotide messenger RNA. RefSeq names its product PX domain containing 1 (gene PXDC1). The coding region runs from base 477 to 1127 and encodes 216 amino acids. Gene Ontology annotation, molecular function: phosphatidylinositol binding. NCBI's taxonomy places the organism in Eukaryota, Metazoa, Chordata, Mammalia, Artiodactyla, Balaenidae. The transcript is spliced from 5 exons. The record is from RefSeq and is a predicted model, not a curated record.